AUGUACUUCGCUUCUCUCUACAGCCUUGCAGCAUUGACUGCUUGCUCGUCUGCUCUGGCUGUCCCCGCCAGCAGUAGCAUUGGACAAACCAGCAUCGGGAAAUUGGCAAAAGACAAUGAUGACUACGACCUUGAACCUUCAGCGAGUUUCGCUUUCGCGGGCAUUACGACCUUUGCAAAACUUCCGUCCGUCCAGUGCCUGACAGAAGACGGACCGGUGGACGACAUCUUGAUCCUGGGGUUCCCCUUUGACACAGCAACGUCGUACAGGACCGGUACCCGCCUGGGCCCAAAUGCCGUGCGUCAGGGGUCUCGGGCAGCUUCCCUCGCGGGCCACUACAACUACCGCCAGUCAAUCAACCCGUACAAGCAGAAUAUCUCGGUGGUGGACUGUGGAGACCUUCCCAUCUCCCCUUUCGACAACGGUCUUGCUUUCGCGCAGAUGGAAGACUGGUACAAACGGCUUCUGUGGAGGGAGGUCAAAUCUACUGAACAUGGAGUCUUGUCAGCCAAGACUGGUCGACAUCACCCACAAAUCGUGGCCCUGGGCGGCGACCACAGUAUCUCCCUGCCCAUCCUGCGGGCCUUGCACACCGUAUACGGCAAAGUGUCAGCGAUCCACAUCGACGCGCAUAUCGACACGUGGUCGCCCAAGGUGUUCGCGGGCGCCAAAGCCGGCAGCAAACAGGCGCAGUUCGCCGACGGGACCCCCUACUACUGGGCCGGCAUGGAGGGGCUGCUGAGCAGCAAGAAUGUGCACGCGGGGAUCCGGAGCUCGCUGGACUCGGAGAAGGACAUGGAACUCGAUGAGGAGGUCGGCUUCGUCACCAUCCCCGCCGCCGACAUGCUGAAGCGCGACGGCGUCUGGGGCGUCAUCGACCAGAUCCGCGCCGUCGUCGACCACGACGAGCCUGUCUAUGUGUCCCUCGACGUCGACUGCCUCGACCCAGCAUUUGUCCCGGGCACCGCGGGCCCGGCGUCCGGCGGGUGGACGCCCAGGGAAGUCAUCCAGAUCAUCAUUGACGCGCUGGACGGGCUGAACAUCGUCGGCGUCGAUGUCGUCGAGAUCCUGCCGUCGUUGGAUCAGGCGGAGAUUACGGGCAUUGUGGCAGCCGAGUUUACAAUCGAGCUCAUCACGAGGCUGGUUAGAAAUAGACUCGGCCAGUGA
Messenger RNA from Fonsecaea erecta, 1167 nucleotides. RefSeq names its product agmatinase. NCBI's taxonomy places the organism in Eukaryota, Fungi, Ascomycota, Eurotiomycetes, Chaetothyriales, Herpotrichiellaceae. The transcript has 4 exons. The coding region runs from base 1 to 1167 and encodes 388 amino acids. The record is from RefSeq and is a predicted model, not a curated record. Gene Ontology annotation, molecular function: metal ion binding; agmatinase activity.